Molecule: messenger RNA, 3698 nt
Organism: Lepus europaeus (European hare)
Lineage: Eukaryota; Metazoa; Chordata; Mammalia; Lagomorpha; Leporidae
Gene: TTYH3
Product: tweety family member 3
Exons: 14
Coding region: 152-1726 (524 amino acids)
Cellular component (GO): plasma membrane
Molecular function (GO): intracellularly calcium-gated chloride channel activity; volume-sensitive chloride channel activity
Source: RefSeq, a predicted model, not a curated record
GAGCCGGGCCGAGCCGGGCCGGGCCGGGCCCAGGAGCGUGCGGACGAUGCAGGCUGCCAGGCCAGGGUCCGCGGGUUCCUGAACCCCGCGCCCGGGCCCAGCGAGGGAGCCCCGUGCAGCGGCCGUGCAGCCGGAGGCGGCCGGGCCCGCCAUGGCCGGGGUCAGCUACGCGGCGCCCUGGUGGGUGAGCCUCCUGCACCGGUUGCCCCACUUCGACCUGCGCUGGGAGCCCACCAGCAGUCAGUUCCGGCCUGAGGACAGCGACUACCAGCAGGCGCUGCUGCUGCUGGGGGCGGCGGCCCUGGCCUGCCUCGCCCUGGACCUCCUCUUCCUUCUCUUCUACUCCUUCUGGCUGUGCUGCCGGCGGCGCAAGAGCGAGGAGCACCUGGACGCCGACUGCUGCUGCACCGCCUGGUGCGUCAUCAUCGCCACGCUGGUGUGCAGCGCCGGCAUCGCCGUGGGAUUCUAUGGCAAUGGGGAGACCAGUGACGGCGUCCAUCGGGCCACCUACUCGCUCCGCCACGCCAACCGCACGGUGGCCGGGGUGCAGGACCGCGUGUGGGAUACGGCCGCCGCCCUGAACCGCACGGCGGAGCCCAGCCUGCAGAGCCUGGAGCGGCAGCUGAGCGGGCAGCCGGAGCCGCUGCGGGCCGUGCAGCGGCUGCAGGGCCUGCUGGAGCUGCUGCUGGCCUACACGGCCGCCAUCCCCUUUUGGCGAAACCCGGGCGUGUCGCUGGAGCUGCUGGCCGAGCAGGUGGACCUCUACGACUGGUACAGGUGGCUGGGCUACCUAGGCCUGCUGCUGCUGGACGUGAGCAUCUGCCUCCUGGUGCUGGUCGGCCUCAUCCGUAGCUCCAAGGGCAUCCUGGUGGGGGUCUGCCUGCUGGGGGUCCUGGCCCUGGUCAUCAGCUGGGGUGCCCUGGGCUUGGAGCUGGCCGUGUCUGUGGGCUCCAGCGACUUCUGUGUGGACCCCGACACCUACGUGACCAAGAUGGUGGGGGAGCACUCGGUGCUGAGCGGAGACAUUCUGCAGUACUACCUGGCCUGCUCACCCCGCGCCACCAACCCCUUCCAGCAGAAGCUGUCGGGCAGCCACAAGGCGCUGGUGGAGAUGCAGGACCUGGUGGCCGAGCUCCUGGGGAGCACCACGCGGGAGCACCCGGCCGCCAAGGACCCCCUGCUCCGUGUCCAGGAAGUGCUGAACAGCACGGAGGUGAACCUGCAGCACCUCACCGCCCUGGUGGACUGCCGCAGCUUGCAUCUGGACUAUGUGCAGGCACUGACCGGCCUCUGCUACGACGGCGUCGAGGGUCUCGUCUACCUGGCCCUCUUCUCCUUCGUCACUGCCCUCAUGUUCAGCUCCAUCGUCUGCAGCGUCCCGCACACCUGGCAACACAAGAGGGGCGCCGAUGACGACGGGGAGGAGGAGGCGGCCCCCGGGCCGCGGCAGGCACAUGACAGCCUAUACCGCGUGCACAUGCCGAGCCUGUACAGCUGUGGGAGCAGCUACGGCAGCGAGACCAGCAUCCCGGCCGCGGCCCACACCGUCAGCAACGCCCCGGUCACUGAGUACAUGAGCCAGAACACCAACCUCCAGAACCCACGCUGCGAGAACACCCCCCUCAUCGGGCGCGAGUCCCCACCGCCCUCAUACACAUCCAGCAUGAGAGCCAAGUACCUCGCCACGAGCCAGCCUCGCCCCGACUCCAGCGGCAGCGGGCACUAGACCGCACCGGCGCCUCCCGCCCCACCCCUCGCACGGCUGCUUGCACCCCAGGGCUGCCGCCGGACCCUCCGCGAGCUCCGCCACGCCACGCCACGCCACGCCAGCCUCGGGCCCCCCUGCAGGCCCCUUGCCCUCUCUCCCUCCCGACAGGGGCACGGAGAUGAGAACAGGGGCCCUGGGCCUGCACCCCCGAAUCGGCUCACGCACCGGGACAGAGCCUUCCUGCCCGCCGCCAGCCCCCCGCUUCCCUCCACAGGGCCCCUGGGGGUGACCUCCCGGCACACAGGCGCUGUGCCCGCCAGCUCGUCCCCCGCACCCCUCUCUCUGCAGCAUCCAGCACCCGCCUGACACAGCGCGCCCCUCCUCCCAGGAGGGCUCCCUGCCGCCGCUCGCUCUCUCCCUCCCCCAGCCCUCCACGGACAGCAGGUGCCGCGCGGAGUCCCAGCUGCACACCGGCCUCUCGGUGCUGGCCGCCUUCUUGGUGCCAAACCCCCUCCCCCGCCCCAGAGAGCUGGCAGCUUUGUCCGGUUCGUUUUUUUGCACUAACCAUGUUUGUCAUCUCUAGGGCAGAUGGGGCUCGGCCAAGGGGGACUCCCCGGGGCCUGACCCGAGCCGGCUGUGACUGUGCCCCUGGCCUCUGAUGCCCACUUGGGACUAACCACUGACCUCACUCCCAGCCUCCACCGGUGCCCCUGGCUGCCCAGAGCCAGCAGGCGAGCCCGCGUCCAGGCUGGAGUGGCCGUCUCUCCGCAGGGUGAGCCGGGGAGCAGGCGGAGGCCCCUCCCUGGGCCGGUGCUGCCCCCGGAGGGCCCUGUCCUCGGGAACAGAUGUCCCGUGGGCUCUGGCCGGGGUCCCUGCGGCCUCGGCGCCCCUGUGGAGCGGGAGCGCGGCUUCCUAAGGUGCUUUCGGUUCUGUGUGUGAUGUUUGCUGUGCUUCCGGCCGCGGCAGCUCCACGUGGGCUCGGGCCGGGGCAGCCAGAGGGCCGCUGGACAGCCAGAGCAGGGCCCCUGCCCUUCCUGGCCAAGCCCCUCUCUCCACGCUGGUGUCCAGGACCAACAAGCGGGGUGGGAGGCAGGUGGGGUGGUGUCUGUGCAGGCAUCUCGGCCCCGGGCAUCGCCAAACCUCAGUGGAGGGGCUCUGCCCCAGCGAAGCCCAGCCAAAGCCGACCUGCCCGGUGUCCUCCCGACUGGACUCCGUGGCGGAAGCAGCCCUGGACAUGGGCCAGAGCCUGGGCAGCAGCCGCACUCCAGGCCAGGGAUGGUGGCCACGCGUGGCCGUGCACGGUGCUGUCCCGGGCUGCCUGUGGCCUCCCACUCCCCAAGGCUGAAGGAAGAACAGGCCUCGGGCCGGGCAGGAGCGGCUCCUGCCAUUGGUUUUUUUUUUUUUUUUUUUUCAUUUGGAGUCUUCAGUGCCCCUUCCCUCACCGUGCCCCCCCCCCAGCCCCUCCUGGGGUGGCAGCCCAGGGCCACCUUGCACCACUGGACUGUGGAGCAUGGGGGGAGGGGGUCCUUGGCCUCGCGGGGAGCAGGGCAGCCAGCGGCACGAGGUGCCCACUCCCCAGGGUUGGGUUUGGGGGGUGGGAGGGCCUGGGUGGGAACAGCCCCUGACCCUUCUCCCUCUACCCCCCCCACCUCACUAUGCAACCCCAGGUCCCAGCCCUGCCCAGUCCCUGUGCCCUAGGCGAGGGGCCGGGGCCUCUCGCAUGGAAUCGUCCCCCGUGUUGAGCCACUGUCACGGAACGAACACGCACACGGUUCUGUCGAGACGCCCCUCCCCCAUCCCCGCCCUCCAUGCCACCCGCCCGGCUCCAUGGGGCCGCGGCUGUAUGUACUGUCGCCGUGCUGUUUUUGUUGUUGGGUUUUUUUUUUUAAGACUGGGUUUGGGGUUUGAUUUUUAUUUCUUUGGGGACCUUAUUUUUCUUGGCAAAUACUAAAAAUCUCGUCAGUGUAAUUUCUGUGGUUUCUAUUCAGCU